Aureobasidium subglaciale EXF-2481 is the source of this 1044-nucleotide messenger RNA. Its product is annotated as glycosyltransferase family 32 protein. Bases 1 to 1044 code for a protein of 347 amino acids. Lineage: Eukaryota; Fungi; Ascomycota; Dothideomycetes; Dothideales; Saccotheciaceae. Gene Ontology annotation, molecular function: mannosyltransferase activity. The transcript has 2 exons. Gene Ontology annotation, biological process: mannosyl-inositol phosphorylceramide biosynthetic process. The record is from RefSeq and is a predicted model, not a curated record.
AUGCGCCGACCUGUGCUCCUGUUCCUCAUCCUCAACCUGGCCAUCGUCGCCUUCCUCAUACACUCGGUCUGGACGUUAUUAUCGCUCCUCGUCGUCGACGGCUCGGAAGAUGCAAUCUCUCGUGCAGAGCUGCCUGCUCCUGGCUCGGAUCUGAUCGAUGGUCGCACCCAAUUGAUCCCCAAGAUCAUCCACCAAACAUACAUCAACGAAAGCAUUCCCGAAGUCUGGCAAGAGCCACAAAAGAGCUGUAUCGAGCUGCACAAGGAUUGGGAAUACAAACUCUGGACCGAUGCUUCGGCCCGCGACUUCAUUGAAGCAGAGUACCCUUGGUUCCUCGAGACGUUCGAAAACUACGAAUACCCCAUCCAGCGUGCCGAUUCGAUCCGCUACUUUGUCCUCGCCCACUUCGGUGGUGUCUACAUCGACUUGGACGAUGGCUGCAACCGUCGUCUGGAUCCUCUUCUCUCCUACCCAGCUUGGCUGCGUCGUACCCUUCCUACUGGUAUCUCCAACGAUGCAAUGGGCUCGGUUCCUCGUCACCCUUUCUUCCUCCGUGUCAUUGACGAGCUGCCUCGUUACAACCGCAAAUGGGUCCUGCCUUACAUCACCGUCAUGGCCUCGACUGGCCCUCUCUUCUUGAGCAUCAUCUGGCGUCACUGGAGCUCUGAAGGUCUCAACGUCGGCGAUGGUCUUGAUGGUGGCAGAGUUCGUAUUUUGUUCCCCGACGAGUACAACUACCACCCCUGGAGUUUCUUCACCCACCACCUCGGCAACUCGUGGCAUAGCAGCGACGUCAAGCUCAUUUUCUGGAUGUUGAAACAUUGGGUCAUGCUGACCGUCGUCGGCUUCCUGACAGCUGGUGUCGUCUUCGGAAUUUCUUACUACCUCUACAGCCGCUUCUUCGUCUCCCAUAGACCUUGGGUCAGAUCUGUCCGCAAGCGUUUCCCUCUGGGUCUCUUCAGACGCCUCAGCAGUGGCAACGUUACAUCAAAGCGACGACAAUCUUACGAAUUGGUACGACGUGACGAAGAAGACGCCAUGUAA